Molecule: messenger RNA, 1049 nt
Organism: Caenorhabditis elegans
Lineage: Eukaryota; Metazoa; Nematoda; Chromadorea; Rhabditida; Rhabditidae
Gene: W03H9.2
Product: RRM domain-containing protein
Exons: 4
Coding region: 185-679 (164 amino acids)
Source: RefSeq, marked reviewed
UUUUUCGUGUUUUCAGCUGAUAUUUCCUCAAUUUACACGCUUUCACGAUGGGAAAGAAUUCGAAAAAGCAUAAAAAAGAACGAAGCGGCGCGCCGAGCAAAGAUCGCUGAAAAAAAUGAGGAACGCCGUCAAAAUGAGAUAACGUUUGAUAAGUGGGUCGCCAAGAAAAGUACAUUGAAAAAGUAUGGAAAAUGGCGUAAGAAGCAGGAGGCGAAGAAGCUCGAGUCGGCAGAGGAGAAACGAGCCCGGAAAAGACGCGAAACGAAAGGAUGCUGACGCAGAGGACUUCGGUUUUGAAGAAGUGGAAAACCAGGAGCCGGUCGAAGCUCCGAAUAAGCGAGCAACGAAUUCAGCGAAGGAAUUCAACUUGGGUGUAUGCCGACCAGAAGCUGGAAAUCAUCGGGAGCUCAAAGAAAAAUUAAAGAUGAUUGGAGUUGACGAUUUCGAUGAUGUCGAGUACAGAAUAAUGCCGCUUCAGAACUCCUUCUCCGCGAAAAUCGUUAACUUUUCAGUUAAGAGUGCGGAAUCGGCCGGAAAAAUCGCCACCCACAUCAAAUUGGAUGAUUGGAAGAACAUUUUCGCGCCUGCCACAAUGAUCAGUGGUUUUUUUGAGCCUGUCGUCAAGAGCUAUCUCGAGCAAGCUCUCAAGCUCGAAAUGGUGAAAAAGCGGCUGGAUUGAAGGCUCUACGGUGUAUUGCGAGCAGCGGCACCAGGAUUCUACCACCGCCGGCCCGCUCUCUCCUCUUCGACACCACCUGUUAAUAUUUUUAUAAUUUAAUCCGAUUUCUGCCCCUUUUUGUUAUUUUUUUUCAAUUUUAUAAUACUUAAUAUUUCUAUUUCUCCUUUUUCUUUUUUCUAAUUGUAAUGUAAUACCACUUCCCGCCCGAUCUCCUUUCUCUCACCACCGGUUAAUAUUGUUUUGUGAGUACAUUUUGUUUUUUUUUUUUAAUUGAUCCGUUUUAUAUUUUUCAUAAUCAUUCCCUGCUCUUUUUUUUGUAAUCUUUCAAGAUUUUUAAUUUUUUAAAUUUAUAAACUUGUCUUCAGCAUUA